Molecule: messenger RNA, 240 nt
Organism: Protopolystoma xenopodis
Lineage: Eukaryota; Metazoa; Platyhelminthes; Monogenea; Polystomatidea; Polystomatidae
Source: the annotation of a GenBank genome assembly
UUGUGGAGUUUCAGCCUCCAAAAGACCUUCACGCCUCGUCAGCCCUGUUGUCCGCCAAAUCGUGAGGCUGCCAAGCAAGCAUCACACCGCUCCGGCCGCGAAGAGGCGACGGAAGGCCACGACCGUCUUGACGCUGUCCACUUGAACCACCCACCAUCAGCUACACUUCGCUCGGUUUCUGUGGUCAAGUGGGAAGGAGAAUGUGAAGCGCAAGCGUCCAGCCCGCCACGCUUUCCUUGA